AUGCGCAUGCGCAGGCGAACUCCAGCACAGCGAGGAUGAUGGCGGAUUCGGGAAGUGAAGAUAUCGCCGUGGUGGGAAACACCGACCUGACGCCUUCCGCGUUAGAAAACAACAUUAAAAACACGAUGGUUGAAAAGGGGGCCAAUCUUUUGAAGAGGGUGGAGAUUAGUGUAGCUGAAGCAGAAAAAAGAACAGGAAAGAAUGCAGUCAGCAUGCAGGAAACCUACACCGUAUACCUAAUUGAAACAAGGCCAGUUGAUGCCUCCUCUGAGGGAACCAAUCCUGCCCCUGACUCUCUGUGGAGGCGCUACAGCGAAUUUGAGCUUCUCAGGAACUAUUUGUUAGUCACCUAUCCCUUCAUAGUUGUCCCUCCUUUGCCUGAGAAACGGGCUGAAUUUGUGUGGCACAAACUAUCUGCAGACAACAUGGAUCCGGACUUUGUGGAAAGGAGAAGGGUGGGGCUAGAGAACUUCCUGCUCCGGGUUGCCUCCCACCCCGUUCUGUCUAAUGACAACAUCUUCUACUCCUUCCUCACUGAGGAACAGUCUUGGAAGGAAGUUGUGCUAGAGACUGGAUUUCAGGCAAAGGCUGAUUCGAGGUUGAAGGCUUUAAACGCUACAUUCAGGGUGAAGAAUCCUGACAAGAGGUUUGCAGAUAUGAAGCACUACGGAGAUGAGCUCCAUGCUGUUAUAUCACAGCUGCUGCGUGUGAGAGCAAGAGUGGCUGAUCGUCUUUAUGGCGUCUACAAAGUACAUGGAAAUUACGGCCGAGUCUUCAGUGAGUGGAGUGCUAUUGAAAAAGAGAUGGGAGAUGGACUGCAGAGUGCAGGACAUCACAUGGAUGGGUAUGCUGCUUCUGUAGAUGACAUCCUGGAGGAGGAGGAACACUAUGCUGACCAGCUAAAGGAAUACCUUUUCUAUACUGAGGCUUUAAGGGCGGUGUGUAGAAAGCAUGAGCUUUGUCAGUUUGAACUGGAGAUGGCCGCCCAGGAUCUGGCCUCCAAGAAACAACAGCGAGAGGAACUGUCUACUGGGACUAUAAGGACCUUCUCUCUCAAGGGGAUGACCAGUAAGCUGUUUGGCCAAGAGACUCCUGAGCAGAGGGAGGCUAAGAUGAAAAUUCUGGAGACUCAGAUUGAGGAAGGAGAGGAGAUUGUGAAAGAGAGGAACACUGAGUGCGAAGAGUUUGUGAAGAAUGCUUGGGUGGAUGUUGAGAGGUUUAAAGAGCAGAAAGACCGUGACCUCAAAGAAGCUCUUAUCAGUUAUGCCAUUAUGCAAAUCAGCAUGUGUAAAAAGGGAAUUCAAGUGUGGAAUAACGCUAAAGAGUGCUUCAGCAAGAUGUGAGUUGUGCUUCAAGCCAAGUUUCAGCACAGAGCCAAACAGCUGUACAAACUUCUCAGGGUAAGAGUGCUGAUAUCGGAUCAGUUUUUAUCUUCCAUCUUCCAAUGAAUACAAGUGGAUGGACCGAACUGAUUCAAAAUCAGCACUCUUGCAGAGGCACUUGGUAUGCGUGAGCCCUAAUCACAAUCAUGGGGGUGCGUCAGAUUAUUAUUUUUUUUUUUUGCUGCAUCAGUUAACCAUAAAAUUUGUUAUAUUUUGAAAAUCUUAAAACAUGAAUAGAAGGGAUAAAUGAUUAUUAUAUUUAUUGAAAAUAAUGUUUACAGCUCUCAUGUUUCCAUACUGAGUAUUGACUCAUUUAAUAUUCAGAAAUCUUGUGCAAGGAAUUAUGUUCUUGUCAGUAAUAAGAUUGAUGUAAAUUAUUUAUGCCAGUCAUAGACAAUGGACUGAUGGAGAGUUUGCUGAACUUACAAUAUCAUAACUUUAAAAAAAAAACUAAUUUCAGUUAUUCAUGUUAAAAUCUCUCUUAGUGUAUGUUUUAUAUAUCUUAAGAAAAAAACCCAGCAGUACAGUUGUGUCAAAUAUUUGCCGUAAAAGAGAUUCAUUUGUGGCAGCCAAUUGGUACUGGAAAGCUGCGAAACAGCUUUGCAUCCUAAUUGAAAGAUUAAGGAGGCAUAAUUCUGUAUAGCAGCUCUCUAAUAAUAUUCAAUUAUAUUACUUUUGAAAAUAUGGAAUGUCUCCUUUCUAUUGAAACAUUAAAGUAUAAACCAAGUUUUUUAUUACAUGUACCAGAGACAACAAGAGGUCACAUUCCUCUUUGAAAGUAAAGCAAGCAGGCUUAUUGAUGUUUGGUAGAGUUGUUCUCACAUGGCCUCCAGCUGUAAUCUCAGCCCUGAUGUUUAUCCUAACAUACUGUACACUCAUCAUUAGCGCUGUCUGCCUGCUGCACUCUUAAACACAAACUGUUUAUAACUGCUCACCCACACCCUUUUUAUGCUUCAGUUAAUAGGAAAUAUGCAUGUCUGCUGUUUAUGCCUUAUCCAAAACCUUAUGUUGCAUUUUUCUUUGUGGCAGCAGUUUCCCCCUAUGAACGCCAGGUUUGUCAUUUGGGAUGAAGUGUUCGUCAGUGUUUUAAUAUUAAUCUGGCUGAAGGAACAGGAAGCUCAUGCAGGAAGAGGGGGAUAUAAUAAUUUCCUCAUUUAACAGUUGUGUGUGUGUGUGUGUGUGUUUGUGUAAGUGUGUAUAUAUAUAUGAGCCUGUCAAGCUCCAGAUCCAGACCCAUUUUAUAAUCAAAUAAUGUUGAGAUGAUAGUUUUUUCACUACAAAUAUGGGAAAUAUUGGUAGUAUAAAUUUCUGUUAAAAAAUUUAUUGUGCAUACACUAAUAAACUUGGAAUUUUCUAAUAUUUGA
This is a messenger RNA of Clarias gariepinus (North African catfish), 2746 nucleotides long. It is a transcript of the gene snx4, whose product is annotated as sorting nexin 4. Gene Ontology annotation, molecular function: phosphatidylinositol binding. The record is from RefSeq and is a predicted model, not a curated record. The transcript has 14 exons. NCBI's taxonomy places the organism in Eukaryota, Metazoa, Chordata, Actinopteri, Siluriformes, Clariidae. The coding region runs from base 36 to 1343 and encodes 435 amino acids. Gene Ontology annotation, biological process: protein transport.